Messenger RNA from Menidia menidia (Atlantic silverside), 8122 nucleotides. The record is from the annotation of a GenBank genome assembly. Lineage: Eukaryota; Metazoa; Chordata; Actinopteri; Atheriniformes; Atherinopsidae.
GGAAACAAGAGCUGUUGAACAUCUCUAACGUCCCUCUGGGAGAAUGCCCCCCCUCACCACCCCGCACUGCACCGCCCAGCAUGAAGUCCGCAGAGUUCUUCGAUAUGCUGGAAAGGAUGCAGGUGAGAAAUAAUUCUUUUUUUUCCCUCUGAAUGCAUCUUUUUCUCCUGUUUUCUUUUCUUGUUUCCUAACCUUCGUUUAUCCUGUCUCCUCAAAAACAACUAAUUAAUUUCUGUAUUGACACAUUGCAAGAUGUACAGUCUCUCCCUUAUGUUGCGUGUAAUCAGAUAAGGUGAGACUUCAGCAUAUGCCUGAGGUUUCUCACAUUGGAUAAUGUGGAUUUUACAAGAGGAGAAGAAAAGCUCUGGAGAGAUCCACACAAGCUAUUUUCUCUCCUUUUCUAAGAGGAAUACAUUGAUUUUCCAUUUCUUCUGAGCAGUGUCUGUCACUUUCUGUGUGCAACCACUCUGUGCCCUCAACGGGCCCCUGAGGGCACAGGCUUUGAGUCAGAGGACAGAUGGGGGGGAAUGAAAAGGAAGAGGAGGAGAGGUGGAUAAAUGAAAGAGACUCAAAGAACUGUGAGAGACUUACAAGAUGCAGUCUAAAAAAACGAUCAUUUUGUAGCUUAUAGUGAGGAUUUCAGUUCAGAGAGUGAGAGGAAAAUGUGAGGAGAGACUAUCUUAUGCAGAAGAACAUGAAUGCAUCUAAUUGAACUAAUCUAAAAGAGUGAAGCCAUGUGCAUAUCCCCCAAACAUAACCCUCCAAACAUAGGUCUACUGAUAUGUUCUGUUUGUAAUUGGCUGCAUGUGAUGUGAAUUAAUAAUAGUGUGCUUCAAAAAAGCAUUCUGUGGACCUAUUACUCUCACUUGAUUAAAUGUCCAGCUGGGCUAAUAACAUUUCCAGCAUUAUUUUUGAUGGGCUGCUUUGUAGUAGUAAUGUCAGUGUUUAUAUGAACACAAAGAUGAACUGCAAAGCUGUGAGACAGGAAAUGUUCAUCUACAUGUCCAAUGCAUGUCAGUUUCACAGUGCAGGUUUAAAAAUUGUAGCAUGAUAUAUAGAUGUAUAUUUUAAUGUUGUUGUUUUUUUUGCUUUGUGUCGCGCAAGGGUGAGUCUCAUGAUCUGUGGUCAUUUUCCCUUUCUGCAUUUUAAUUUCUUCUGAGGUUGUUUUUAGUCUGCUUAGAGCCUGGGGCAUGACUAGAGGACUUCAAACUGUAGAUCAGCCUCCAGAAUAAUAUCAGUUCAUUUCUGUAACGCAUAACCAAAUGUUAAAUACAUCAUUUAACUGCAAAGAGGAAAACUAUUUUUACAGAUUUUAAAUUAGCAUGAAGAUAAAAACUCAUCAUUAUUCAAAACAUAGCGACUUAUUAAGUCCUCUCCACAUGACUGCAUAAAGUAAACACCUUAAUGAAUAUAUCUAGUGUUCUCUAGUAUGAUUUGCAUAACAAAACAAAAAAACACUGGUAUAGUUCAUCUUUCUUUUUCAACCCCUCAUCUUUUUUUCCGCUCGAUUGAACAGUUUUGGCACAAUUAAAUUAGAUUUAAUCAUGCAAAAAUGGUCGUAAACAGAGAGACUGAAAAAUGCUGCCUCUUCAGGGUGUUUCUGUGCAUCUCACUCGAAAAUUGUAACAGCUGCUUUGUCAAUAUGCAUUUGGAGCACUAACUACGGAAUACUAUCCCUAAAAGUGUGUGUUAGAUACGUGGUCAAUAAGUCACGUGAAAAAUAAAAUGCAUCCUUGUUAUCAAUAGCGAUCAGAUAAACGCCGUGUAACUAUUUCAGGGAAAAUAUGCAAAAAGAAGAAGCAGCGUUUGAAAAGCUAAUUAUACACACCUGAAUAAUUGAUCUUCGGUUCAUGUGAGCCACUCUAAUAAAAAGAGAACUUUUGCAGGUCUGAAGCAUUCAGGUGUGCGAACAAUUGUCGCUUCCCAUUAUUCUGGGGAGGUUUAAUUUCCAAAUAAUUUGGGAGCACAUUGCCCCAAAGUGAGAAAGGGGCUUUCACAAGUAGAAAAACAAUUCAAGGUGCCACUCGUCCCAAUUGCAAGCUUACUGCAGUUUCUCCGAGUAAGACCCGGAGCUCAAUCUCACACUCUACAAGCCUCAGUAAGCAUAUUGGAUAUUAAAAUUCAUGACGGCAAAAUAAGUCGGAGGGGGAACAAGUAUAAAUGUUUGGAUGGGUAAUCGGGAGGAAACUUUGAGAAUGCAGCAGCAUGGCCUGGGUUUGCAAUGCUUGUCCUCGCCAUGUCCUUCAGGAAGGUGUUUGAGGCCAUUUGGUGAAAAACAAACAGCAAAUAUGCCUUAUAGCAGCUGUAAAACAGGGUGAUGGACUGGUGAGGAUUUUAGGUUUGCCACUGGGCCAAAAGUCAGCCGUGGUGUCCUCUGCAUACCAACAUUUCCUAGAGUCAAAUGCGAGACCCUUUCCGACAUCUGGUCAGGGCCAAUUGAUAUUUCUGCGGAAGUCUUGUCAUUACAUCCUGACACCUAGGAGCUCUUACUUCCACUACUACAUUUUAAUCUCAAGUAAUGGAUUGUGGUGCAUUUAUUGAGGGAUCUGAAUGCCCACGUAUGCAUUUGUGUCGUUCGUGUUAUGCUGAGUCACGGAGACAUUUAGACUUAUUCUGCUGGGCCGGUUGCAUAAUUGGACAAUUUAUUCCUUGAUAGUCACAUUUUUGUGUCUGCUUCCGAAAUGCACAGCACCGCUGAUGGGAAAAGAGCCAAUCUUUGUGUGAGUGCUGUUGCGUCCAAGCAGAUGAUUAUUACAUACCAAGAAGGGAACUUUCUCUCUGUGUGCGGUCUGAUUCAGAGUAGGUGACUAACGGUUUGCAUUACCUGUGAGCAUGUCUGUCUUUGUGUAUGCGGGACGGUGUAUGGGCAUGUAUGACUCACUCACCGGUCAUCUGACAACAGAUAAAGUAAGGUCUAACAACAAGAAUGCCAUGUUUGGAGUCACUUUAUGAAAGCAGAGAAUUUUCUUUUGACCCUUGUGCUUUUCCAUCCUCAUGCUGCCAACGGACACCUAUAAGGUCCCUAAAGCUGAAGAGACCAAAAGAUGGAAGGAUGACUAUAUCCCCUACCCACGGAUAGAAGAUGUCUUGGAGAAAGGUGGCCCGUACCCUCAGGUGAUCCUGCCCCAGUUUGGGGGCUACUGGAUUGAGGAUGCAGAGGGACCAGCAGGAACACCGUCAUCUUCCGAGUCCAGUUUCUGUGAGGAGGAGGAUGGAGGUGAGGGGAUGAGCCCUGGUGGGGCGCACACCUACCGCCUGGAGUGCAACAGCACAGCUCGGGCCUACCGCAAACACUUCUUAGGCAAGGAGCACAUGAACUACUAUUGCACAGGCAGCAGCAUAGGCAACCUCAUCAUGUCUCUGAAACAUGAGGAGGCCGAUGCGCAGGAGUUCCUACGCAUCAUGCUCAGAUCACGGACCAAAACAGUUCAUGAGAGAAUUUCUUUAGCUGGAAUCAACCAGCUUCCCAGCGUACCUCAAAUCGCAAAGCUUCUGUGUGAUGAUGCCACAGGGCUCAAGUUCAACCCAGUUCUUUACCCCCGGGGAUCCCAGUUGAUAGUGGCCUAUGAUGAGCAUGAGGUGAACAACACGUUCAAAUUUGGAGUCGUCUACCAGAAGUUUGGGCAGACUUCUGAGGAAGAGCUGUUCGGGAACAAUGAGGAGACGCCAGCUUUCAAGGAGUUUCUGAGUAUCUUAGGAGACAACAUUGAACUUCAGGAUUUUAAAGGGUUCCGUGGUGGGCUGGAUGUUUCCCAUGGACAGACCGGCUCUGAAUCUGUCUACACGGUCUUCAGACAGAGAGAGAUCAUGUUCCAUGUGUCAACUAAACUUCCUUUCACUGAGGGCGAUGUUCAACAGCUCCAAAGGAAAAGGCACAUAGGAAAUGAUAUUGUAGCAGCAGUCUUCCAAGAGGAGCCAACACCUUUUGUUCCAGACAUGAUCGCCUCUAACUUCCUGCAUGCAUACGUGCUGGUGCAGGUUGAGAACCCCUGUACAGAGCACACCACCUACAAGGUGUCUGUCACGGCGAGGGAGGACGUCCCCUCUUUUGGGCCGCCACUUCCAAACCCAGCAGUCUUCAAGAAGGGUCCUGAGUUCCGCGACUUCCUGCUGACGAAGCUGAUCAAUGCUGAAAAUGCCUGCUACAAAUCGGACAAAUUUGCCAAACUGGAGGGACGCACGCGGGCAGCCCUGCUGGACAACCUCCACGACGAGCUGCACAGACAGAGCCAGGCCGCGCUGGGUCUGGGCCAGGUGGGGGAGGAAGACAAGCUGGAGAACGGUGGACACGGGGGUCUCCUGGAAUCAUUCAAGAGAGCCAUGCGUGUGAGGAGUCACUCCAUGGAGACCAUGGUGGGGUCUCACCGUCACCGGAGCCCCGGGGUUGGAGGUGGUGUCCCAGCCAGCCUCAGUGGCGGAGGACUGCCACAGAGCACCAGUGAAUGCACAAAGAGCACUUUCACUCCUCCUGUUCUGUCAGCCAAGUCUCCUUUGAAGAGCCCAGUGAAACGGCGCUCAGGCCUCUUCCCCCGCCUCCACUCCAGCACAGAGACCCCAUCAGACAAACACACUCGCAGUGACCAAAAGCCAGCAGAAAUCUGCCCGCUUUCACACGAUAUGAGGUCAGAGACACCAUCCAAUCCCAGCUCCCCUGAGAUCUGCCCCAACAAAGAGAGGCCUUUCGUGAAGCCGAAGGAGAGCAGCAGCGUCUGCAGGCCAAACAUCUCGCGCUCCUCCUCCAGCACCAGCAGCUUCAGCAGCACCACAGGAGAAGCAGAAGCUCUGGAGGAACUGGAGACAACCAGCCAUCCAUCUAUAGCCUCUACCUCUGCCUUCAGCCCUUCCCUAAGCGUUGACAGCCCAGGAUCCAGUACGCCUGUCAUCAUGUGCCGCAGUCCGACAGAUGUGAAAAGUAAGACAUCACCGAGGUCAAACUUAAAGUUCCGUUUUGACAAAAUGAGCCACUCGUCCACAACUUCUGAAUAGCUUUGUGGAACUAAAAAAAAGAAAAAGACAUGCACAACGAAGACCCGCACAGAUCUAAGGAAGCUGAAAAAAAAGUCACAACAGACACAAAAUUAUAAUACAGCUUAUUUUCUUUCUACAAGGAGGAUCAUCUAAAGACCAACUGCACCAGAGAGCCCCCGCCCUCAUCCACACACACACACAGACACACACACACAAAGCUUACUGAUAAUACUGUGAGUGUAACAUAAAGAGAUAACAUAACAUGCUGGCAUAGGAUUGUUAAUUGUUCACAUGAAGGUCUUGGAGUAACUGUUAUACUGUGAGUGCAGGCCGAGCUUGACUGGGCCUGAGCUUUGUCUUAAUUGAUCGAGUUUCACUGAGAGACAGACGUUUAUGGCCGCAAUGUAAGAUGACUGUCUGGUGGAAAAAAUAACAGACACCAGGUUCUUCCUUUUCACCCUUGUCCCUGAACUGCAUUAGUAAUGGUUCCUCCUCUGCCUGAAAGUACAGACAGGUCGUCACACACAUCUCCAGAAUAUAUUGUACAAUAGAUUAACAGCAGCACAGCCUCGAAGGUGACAACACUGGAAGUCUUCUCUCUCGAUCGAGGGAUCCGAACUCAUUCUUUGCAUAUACGUUUGCUUUUCUAGGAGCCGUCUAUAAUUUUGGAAACGCUUUUGUAACCUUGCUAGCUGCUGCGUUGUGUCAACAGCACUAUACAGUUAACAUGCCUCCUCCCAGCACAGCGCUCCUGUAUCUAUAAGGAUAACUUCAGAGCCCUGGUUGGUUGUCUGAAAACCAGUUCUCGAGAGGCACUGUAGGAGACACUGCCAAAACAUUUAGCCACAAGCUUAUUUUAGCCAAAGCUGCGCCUUACAAUCUCUCGAAAGCUUUUUUUUUUUUUCUCUGCUCGCGUGUUCCAUCCCUCUGAGUUUCUCUCACUAUGUGAGGGGAUUAGAAUCAGUUGGAUCUGGUUACAGCACAGUUGUGGGGAGCCGAACAACACCCACAUUUGCUGAAAAUAGACACUGCACUUACUGCAAAAACCUCCUUGUAUCUCUCCCUGAAGCUUGCUAACUUGUUGUAGGGGUGCAUUUGUCUGGAGGUGCUUUUGAACGGGGAAGUCUCUCCAUGGCUUCACUCACACCACGGGAGCUGAUGAAGAGGACUUGAAAAAGAUGCUUGAAGCUUCAAACUUCAGUGAACCUUAGAACCACCUUUUGCAAAAACACUUUGAAUGUGAAUUACAAUCUUUUGGGUUUUUUUGUUUUGUUUUUUGCCUUGUUAUUAUUGCCAGUCCCUCAUGAGCACAACAAGGCCAUAGUUCUUCUUAAUCUGCAGGUAUUCCGUACUUUUACCCUGUGGCAGGACAAGCUGGGGUUUAUCAAAACACUUCAAAGGGAUUAUUAGUUAUUGUUUGUACCGCAAAGUUAGGGUUGUGUGAAAUACUUUUAUGAGUCAGUGUCCAGGUUUUCAUUUCCUUCUUAAGCGAAUCUGAAGAGUUCAUUUGAAAAGCCCUAAAUGACACCUUUUCAUGUCCAGUUUUAAGCUAAGAAUCAGGGCUUUGACAUGCCAGCAGUUGGAUGUUGUCACAGGAAACAAACCUAAAGAACAACUGCGGCGGGCAUUUAAAAAAAGCCUCAUUUUUACUUUAAUCACUGAGAAUCUCAAGUAUGUUAUACAUGGAAAAACACCAUGUACCCUGUAAAUUAGAGACUUUUUUUAGAUUGAAUAGAAGACUACAAUUAUGCCCUUUAAAUUCACACCUUUUUCACGUGCAAGGGGAAAACAGCACAAAAAUCCCAGGUAAUACAACAGUCAGAGUACUUUCAGCAUUUUUUCAGAAGAAAGGCCAUAGAAAAUCACAUUUUAACCAUCUAUCUCUGCUCAAACCUCAAAUAUUUCACAGGAGUUCCAGCAGAUAUUAUCUUUUAGAAUUUUAUUAUUUUUUUAUCGGCGAAGAAUCUUCUGGUGAUUUUCUUUUGUUGCAUGUAGGCUAGCCACUAUUGUAACCUACCUUAACUCAGCUCUGACUCCAUCAGUCUACUCCCAUAAUGUAUGGGAGUAGACAUUUCACAAAGAUGUGAUAAAUGACAGAGUCUAGACGAAGCACAAACUCUUCCCACUUUUACCUAAACUGAUGCUAUUAAUGAAGCUAUUAAACAAGUCUGUCACUAUGAGUCAGCUGAUGACACAGUCACAGGAAGUGUUGACCAGACACAAUAUUACAACAGCGCAGAUACAUUUGAACUUUCUUUAGUUCAAAAAAACCGCACCAUGCUUCUUCUUUUUUUUAAGGUUUGAGGAACAGUUUUACAUGGUAAAAAUGUAUUGUCUCCCAGCCAAAGUUCAGAGAAACUGAGCACAUCCAUCAGCCUCUCAAAUUCUUCAAAACCGUGUGUGCUAAGAUGUGUUUGUGGCAGGUGAGGCCUAAAGUCCUCAGAAGUACUUCGCACAAUAGAAGUAAAGAAGAAAAGAAAAGUGUCCCUUUAAGAUGCACAGAUGUGUUUCCAUUGAGACCAAGUGACCAAACUAGCAGGCGUGUGGAGAAUUAUCUGUGUACUAUCACUGUGCAGGGGAACCAUGUUUGAUGUGAGGUGCGUAGUGUGUAAAGAUUUUGAGGGUUCACCUAAUUUACAAAUGGCCUAUUGAUUUUUGUUGACCUUUGAACUUGCCAGAAAGCUGUUGGCAGGGAAGUUACUUGAGAAGUACCUCUUGUCUACCCUUGGAGUAGAAACAGAUUUUUUGAUGGAUCCGCAAAAUCCUCCGAUGGCGUGGACCAGUGAUUACCUCGAGUAAGAGUGGCAGGAAAGAAAUCUCUGGACAGAAUUAGAAAGUUCAGAUUACGUUUAGUUUGUAGCUGGUACCGCCCUAAACGUCCUGCAGCCUUUGCUCUGUUGAUAUGCUUAAUUUAUUAAAUGAUAACUUCUUUUGCAUCGAUGUCAUGUAAAAAUGUCACUGCAGAGUACGCUAAAUCAUUGAGUUUAAAAAAAAUUACUAAAGGAAAUAUAUUAAUUUAAGAGACGUCUAAACAUGUAUAUGUAUAUUUGAUUAUGUAAUGUGCCAUUGAAAAUUUAUUCUAAAAUAAAAUGUUGUAUUUUGUGUCAUUUGUUUCUUUUUUAUUGAAAACUGUCUCCGGCCUUUGUCGAAUUGC